CCGCGCUUACUUGCUCACCACUUGUCACGCAACUUCCCUCAUUUCCUCACGUCUUUAUAAACCCUCCUCUCCCCACUCUCACUCCAAACUCAAUCAACUCGAUCAACUCAACACAAACCAAAACUCAAGCUAAAAUUCUCACUCUCUCUCUCAUCUCGAGAUCAUAGUAUCAUAUUCAAUAUCAUUUCAUACCAAACACAUGGCUUUGGAAGCUCUCAACUCACCAACAACAACCGCUCCAUCUUUUCCCUUUGACGACCCAACUAUUCCAUGGGCGAAACGAAAACGUUCAAAGCGUUCUCGCGACCAUCCUUCUGAAGAAGAGUACCUCGCCCUCUGCCUCAUCAUGCUCGCUCGCGGCGGCACCACCACCGUCAACAACCGCCACGUCAGCCCUCCACCGCCACAGCCACAGCCACAGCCGACACCAGAUCCUUCCACCAAGCUCAGUUACAAAUGCUCCGUUUGCGACAAGAGCUUCCCCUCUUACCAAGCGCUCGGUGGACACAAGGCCAGUCACCGGAAACUCGCCGCCGCCGCCGAAGACCAACCCCCCAGCACCACCACUUCCUCCGCCGCCGCCACCAGCUCCGCCUCCGGAGGUAAGGCCCAUGAGUGCUCCAUUUGCCACAAAUCCUUCCCCACCGGACAGGCCCUUGGCGGACACAAACGUUGUCACUACGAAGGUAACGGUAACGGAAAUAACAACAACAGUAACAGCGUUGUCACCGUCGCCUCGGAAGGCGUGGGGUCCACCCACACUGUCAGUCACGGCCACCACCGCGACUUCGAUCUCAACAUCCCGGCCUUUCCGGAUUUUUCGACCAAGGUCGGAGAAGACGAGGUUGAGAGCCCUCACCCUGUCAUGAAGAAGCCUCGCCUCUUCGUCAUUCCCAAGAUCGAAAUCCCCCAAUUUCAAUGAACUCAUUGAAUUUUUAGUUUAUUUUUCGACUAUAUAUUUUGGAGAAUUUUGAGAGUUACUAUAAUUUGAUUUUGUACAUAGUACUUGGAAGUUUUGUUGGACCGUACCGGACCCAGUUCUCUGGUUGAGGUUGUACUUUCACAACAGUGGCAGAUUUGCAAUUCAAUUCAAUUUAUUUGUUUAUUUUAAUUAGUAA
Messenger RNA from Glycine soja, 1118 nucleotides. Its product is annotated as zinc finger protein ZAT10-like. Gene Ontology annotation, molecular function: DNA-binding transcription factor activity. Gene Ontology annotation, biological process: response to stress. The record is from RefSeq and is a predicted model, not a curated record. Lineage: Eukaryota; Viridiplantae; Streptophyta; Magnoliopsida; Fabales; Fabaceae. The transcript has a single exon. Bases 200 to 922 code for a protein of 240 amino acids.